AUGGCAAAAUGUACAGACUGCAAGCAGAAGAUAAAACUACUAUUGUCAGACCUCGUUUCAAACUUGUCAAAGUUCAAAGGUGGUAUACUUUCAAAGACAGUUCCUAACAAAUAUAAGACAACUCCUGACGAAUAUGCUAAAGAAGUUGAAAAUGACGACUAA
This is a messenger RNA of Trichomonas vaginalis G3, 162 nucleotides long. RefSeq lists its product as uncharacterized. Bases 1 to 162 code for a protein of 53 amino acids. NCBI's taxonomy places the organism in Eukaryota, Parabasalia, Trichomonadida, Trichomonadidae. The record is from RefSeq and is a predicted model, not a curated record. The transcript has a single exon.